UCCUACUUAUCAUGGUGUGUCACCUCUAACCUAAUAAUUUAACUCUUAGCAUUUAGCUGUGAAUAUUAUUUAAGGGGAAUGUUUAAGCUUUAAUAAGUUUAAAAAAAAAAUCAUAUGGCACAAGUGUAAUGUUCAUGGUCGUGUGUGUGUGUGUAAUUCACUUUGCGCCCGUUAGAGGGAUGUCUAAAACCAUCUCCAUGGCAAUUUUAAAACUAGUGGUAAACACAAACAAUACCUGCAGUGCAAAGACGACAAGCUCACAGCUGCAAGUUUAAAGUCUCUAACAACAUGGAAAGAAUAUAUCUCGAUCGGUCAUCUUUAAAAGCGGUGGAUGACUACUGGGAGUACAGAAGGAUUGUGGGUGAUGAUGACGGAGAAAAGCUCCUCACUCCAGAGCAAUAUGAAGAGUACCAGAGGAAAAUGCUGCCUCAGCGGCUGAAAAACCGGUUGUACGUGAGCUAUGGAGUGCCGGAGGGUAUUGACUGUAAGCACAUUGGGCCGGAGACACAGUGCUUCUGUACACAUAGGUACAAGCAGCAUAAGACCGACUGGGAAGUGGUUCCCUCUGAGCGACCCAUUGCCCUACCCUGCCGAGUCAAGGGAUGCUGUUGUCCUGCCUACGAGUAUGUUCCUCGGCUUGGACCCAACCCUGUGCGCUGCAGGUGUAAACACUUACCUGCGGAUCACAGUGAAGCCGCUGGCCACCUGUGCAAAAUGUGCAGUUCCUGUUCUGGGUUCCGGAGUCCCUACACCUGUGGGUGUGGCCAGCCCAGCUCUGCCCACCGGACCCUGGUUGAGACAAAAAUAGAGAGAGAGGUGCGGGGUCAGCCUGUGGGCAGAGACGUCCCUUAUGCUGCCAUGGGUGGGCUGACAGGGUUCAGCUCCUUGCUUGAUGGUUACCUAGCUUUGGAAGUCUGUGGCUCAGAUCAAGACAGAAGUGAAAGCUGCCAGCAGAGCUGCUCAGCAUUAAGGUCCAACCAAACAUCAGCUGAAGCAUCGAGCUUUGUUCCCUGGAAGAGAGAGACCAGCAAAAAAUAAAAUGCAACAUUCUCCUCAGAGUAUAUCUGUCAGUGUGUACAUAUAAGAUAACAAAUAUCAAAUAAUUAAUACAGACAGCUCCAUAUGUAUUUGGACAAUGUUCAAAUUUUUAAAAUUUCA
This is a messenger RNA of Archocentrus centrarchus (flier cichlid), 1158 nucleotides long. RefSeq names its product family with sequence similarity 221 member A (gene fam221a). NCBI's taxonomy places the organism in Eukaryota, Metazoa, Chordata, Actinopteri, Cichliformes, Cichlidae. The coding region runs from base 289 to 1038 and encodes 249 amino acids. The transcript has 6 exons. The record is from RefSeq and is a predicted model, not a curated record.